GACAACGUGUGAGAUGAGAUAUAAGUAAUUUAAGUUGCCUGGAGUUCCUGAAAUAUUGAGUUCGGGAUAUUUCUCGUAUGUAAAAUGGCGAAUACAAAUCUUCAAUUCAAGACCAAUUACGCUGUUUCCAGCAAGAUCGAGCCUUUUUACAAAGGAGGCAAAGUGCAGAUCAGCAAAGAUGAAAAAUACAUCUUUUGCACAUGUGGAUCUCGUGUCAAUGUUUUGGAGAUUAGCACGGGAAAGAUCGUCCACUGUGUUGAGCAUGAUGAUCAGGAGGACAUCACAUCGUUUGCACUCAGCUGUGAUGAUGAGAUGCUGGUCACAGCCAGCAGGGCUCUGCUGCUGAAGCAGUGGGACUGGAGGCAGGCCAGCUGCACUCGGUCCUGGAGGGCGAUUCACACCAUUCCUGUAGCCAGUAUGACCUUUGACUCCACCUCUACGCUCCUCGCCACGGGUGGCUGUGAUGGGACUAUAAAGCUUUGGGAUGUGAUGAAGCAGUACUGCACGCACAACCUUAAAGGCUCUUCUGGUGUUGUACACUUGGUCCAGUUCCACCCAGACAUCAAGCGCCUGCAGCUCUUCUCCUCGUCGCUGGACUGCGGCAUCCGGUUGUGGGACCUUCGCUCCAGCCAGUGUGUGUUUGUCCUGCAGAGCCACUACAGCGCCGUCACCUCGCUCAGCUUCAGCCCUGACGGCGACACCGUGGUCAGCUCUGGACGGGACAAGAUCUGUACAGUGUGGGACCUGAAAACUCGCCAGGCCAAGAGGACUGUUCCGGUGUAUGAGGCUGUGGAGGGCGUCGUGCUUCUGCCUGAGAACACAGACUUAUCUGAGAUUGGAGUGAAGAGCAAAGAGUUGCAUUUCAUCACAGCUGGCAGCAAAGGUGUACUGAGGGUUUGGGAGGCCGGCUCGGCCCGUUGUGUCUACACCCAGUCCCUCCCCGCCACCCUCACCUCCGUCUACGAGGAGGAGAAAGAGGAGGAGGAGCAGGACAAUCCUCGCAGUCUGACGUACCUUUUCCACCUGCCCGCCUCCUCCAGACUCGCCACGGUCACUGCAGAACACAACAUCCUGCUCUACCAGCUGCCUGGUCUCAGCACACAGCAGCAGUUUGUGGGUUACAGCGACGAGGUGCUGGACGUGAAGUUCCUGGGUAAAGGCGACAGUCACAUCGUGGUGGCCACCAACAGCUGCCAGCUGAAGGUGUUCGAGCUGCUCACCAACAGCUGCCAGAUCCUCUACGGACACACAGAUACUGUCCUCACACUGGACGUGUUCAAGAAAGGGUCCCUCUUUGCCAGCUGUGCGAAGGACAGGUCGGUGCGUGUCUGGCAGAUGGACGGUGACGGUCAGGUGCGAUGUGUGGCUCAGGGCUCCAGCCACGCCAACGCCGUGGGCUCCAUCACCUGCUCCAGGAUGAAGGCGUCUUUCGUGGUGACCGGCAGUCAGGACUGUACGGUGAAGGUGUGGGACCUGCCAGCAGACUUUCCUACAGCAGGGGAGGAGAUCCAUCUGCUGACUGCUCGCGCCACGGAGAAGGCUCACGAUAAGGACGUGAACAGCGUCGCCGUGUCUCCCAACGACAAGCUGCUGGCUUCGGGCUCCCAGGACCGAACCGCCAAGCUCUGGUCCCUGAGCGGAGACGGGACCGUGGGCCUGCUGGGGGUGUUUCGGGGUCACCGCCGCGGCGUCUGGGCCGUCUGCUUCUCACCUGUCGACCAGGUGCUGGCUUCCUCCUCUGCAGACGGCACCACCAAGCUGUGGAGCCUCCAAGACUUCAGCUGCCUCAAGACGUUCGAGGGUCACGAUGCGUCCGUUCUGAAGGUUGUGUUUGUGAGUCGAGGCACUCAGCUGCUCACCAGUGGCUCCGACGGUUUAGUGAAGCUGUGGACCAUAAAGACCAACGAGUGUGUGAAGACGCUGGACGCCCACCAGGACAAAGUGUGGGGACUCCACUCCAGCCGCAAGGAUGACAAGAUGGUGACGGGCUCGGCCGACUCCAACAUCACCGUGUGGGUGGAUGUGACUGAAGAGGAGGUGGCAGAGGAGCAGGCCAAGCAGGAGGAUCAGAUACUCAAGCAGCAGGAGUUGUCCAACCUGCUCCAUGAGAAGAAGUAUCUGAAGGCCCUGGGUCUCGCCAUCUCGCUGGACCAGCCGCACACCGUGCUCACUGUUAUCAAAGCCAUCCGUCAGGGGGAGAACAGCGGCGAGCUGCUGGAGAAGACGCUGCUGAAGCUUCGGUUGGAUCAAAAAGAGUCGAUCCUGCGCUACUGUGCCGUGUGGAACACCAACGCCAGGAACUGUCUGGACGCUCAGGCCGUCCUCCAGGUGCUGCUCACUCACCUGCCGCCCGAGGAGCUGCUGCAGUACCAGGGAGCCCGGACUCACCUGGAGGGGCUCAUCCCGUAUACAGAGAGGCACAUGCAGCGGAUCGGCCGUCUGCUGCAGGCGUCCAUGUUCCUGAACUACAUGUGGCAGAAAAUGAGAGUCGCUGGAGCAGCUUCUGGCGUUGACCAGGAUGAAGAAAUGGAUACUACUCCUCUGGCACAGCCUUUCUUUGUAAUCGACAAGGAGGAAGCAAAAGGCAGCGGCGAUGAGAGACGAGACGAUGGCAGCGACAGCGGAGAAGACGAAGAUCCAAACGGCCUCAGAGAAGAUGAGGCUGAUGAGGUCAGCGUCACCAAGAAAGCCUCCAGCAAAGCUCAAAACGGGACGAGCUCUCAGACCAACGGGGACCAUCGGUCUGACAGCGAGGAGAGUUCAGAGGAGGAAGAAGACGAGGAGGAAGAAACGACGGUGAAGAAAUGUCUUCCUGUUUCUUGUUCUGCUGCACAAUGCCCGAGUUUAGCCAGCUGACAAGGAUCAGCAAGAAGCUUCCUUGUCUGGGACUGUUGGCUGAUCAGAACGUGGGCAGUGCAGAGAAACAGGCAGAAACAAUCCCACUGCUCACCAGACUUCAAAUCUAAACCAGACUGUGCAUCGACCUCUGGGGAUGAGACUGAACUGCUCCAGACGGAGCUAUCACAUCCUCCUGAACCUGAUCCACUGGUUCGACCAGCUACCUUGUGCAACCUCAAAGCUUCCUCAUAUAACCGUGUUUUUUUAUGUCAUGACCACAAAUGUUUAUAAGAAUUAAAGAAAAAUGCCUGAGGUUUGACAGGAGUUGCAUUUUUAAAAAAUAAUAAUAUUAUAUUCUGAAAUGUCCAAAGAGGCUCCUUUAGAACCUGCUCACAUGUUAAGUUGCUGCCUGAAAGAACUCAGUUGCUUUGCGUUGACAUGAGGUUUUGGUUUCCUCAUAUGUUGGUGAAGCUCCUGUUGUGCUUCUCAGCUCAACUGUAGUAAAUGAACGGUUGCACGAAAGGAGUCUCGAUCACAGACUUUCUGGGAGAUGAUGCCAGUCUUUGCCGUUUGCAGUUUGGAUAUUCGUAUCUGAGGGUUGUGAGAAAACUCAGCCAGUUUUUCUGCCUUUAAACAUUCAUCUCUCGUUAAACGCGUUGAAACAGUUAAUCGACUGACAAAAAAAUUAAUCAGCUGUUCCCAUCUUCAAUUAAAUGAAUCAUUACUUCG
Stegastes partitus (bicolor damselfish) is the source of this 3567-nucleotide messenger RNA. It is a transcript of the gene tbl3, whose product is annotated as transducin beta like 3. The record is from RefSeq and is a predicted model, not a curated record. Gene Ontology annotation, cellular component: nucleolus; 90S preribosome; small-subunit processome. The transcript has 23 exons. Gene Ontology annotation, biological process: endonucleolytic cleavage to generate mature 5'-end of SSU-rRNA from (SSU-rRNA, 5.8S rRNA, LSU-rRNA); endonucleolytic cleavage in 5'-ETS of tricistronic rRNA transcript (SSU-rRNA, 5.8S rRNA, LSU-rRNA). NCBI's taxonomy places the organism in Eukaryota, Metazoa, Chordata, Actinopteri, Pomacentridae. Gene Ontology annotation, molecular function: protein binding; U3 snoRNA binding. Bases 85 to 2856 code for a protein of 923 amino acids.